CCUCGCUGUCGUCGCAAAGUCCCGACCUUUCUGGGCCUGUGGAGGGCGGGGGUGGUGGUACAGCUGGUCGCGGCCCAGUCGAUGGGGCGCAGCGAGGAGUCCAUCAAAAGCAGUCCCGACCCUACGGUCACGGUCACGACCACUGCCUUGCGGGCCUCCAUGCAGCCGCCCGUCUGUAACUGCGAAGGGUGCGAGGAGACCACCACCACCGCCGCCGCUUCUGAUUGGUACGAGAAACCGGCCUUUUGGGCCGAAAAGCCGGCUCGUUGGCCCGAGAAUGCUGCAGUAGUGGCCGCCCCAGAGAAGGCUGCUGAUGGAUGUUCCUCUCCUUUCGGCGGUCCGUCCGCUGUUGAUUGGGGGUGCGAAGAGGAGCGGCUCAGCGUGUGGCCCUUCGACGCUGACAAGAAGAACAAUAGCGGCGGCGGCGGCGGCGGCAACGAUUGUGGCGAUGACGCUAGAGGAGUCGAGGGGCAACGGGGGGGGGAGGGGGGCGUGGAGGGGUACGAUUUCAGCCGCAGUACAGAGGCCAACUACGAGGUGGAGGUAGAGAACGGGACGUUUGCCGAGAGGUUUAAAGAGGCGCGUUCCCUGCUGGACUACAGCUACCACUCGCACUACACCUUGGAACGGCAGCACGUCCAGGACGACAUUCUGCAGGAGGCCCUGCGGACAAAAAGGCCAGUUUCUCUAGAGAACCCGUGGGCGGUGUUUACUGCGGGGGCGAUGGGUGCCGGAAAGAGCCAUGUCAUGGGCGUCCUGGGAGACCGAGGACUUUUCCCCAUGGACGACUUUGUGCGGGUUGAUCCAGAUAGCCUCAGGAGGAAGUUGCCAGAGAUGGAAGGGUACGUCAGGAGUGAUCCGGGGACUGCUGGGUAUUUGACCCACAAGGAGGCCGGCUUGCUUGGCGAGCUCCUGGAGGAAACGGCCUUGCUACAGGGUAGGAACAUCCUAGUGGAAGGGUCGAUGAGGAACGGCGAGUGGUACGCUGAGCAUAUCAGAGACCGAAGACGACGGUUCCCUCGCUUAAGGGUGGCCAUCAUUCAUGUUUGGGCCCCCGAGGAAGAGGUGAUGAAGAGAGCCGUGCGCCGAGGGCUUACGACCGGCCGCGUGAUACCCCCCGCGUUGCUCCGGGAUACCAUCCGCGCGGUCCCCCGCUCGGUAGAGAUGCUGGCGCCGCUCGCUGACUACUGCGUUCGGAUCGACAACGUGGGGGACGACGGGUGGCGCCAAAGUCAAGAAUCGCAACAACAGCAGAGCCGGCGGCCACUGCGGCAGCAUAAUAGCUGCCUCGUGUCAUCGGAGAUGUCGGAUAUGGUGAUGAUGCCGACAUCGUCGGAGAUGUCGGAGAUGAUGGUGGUGUCGGCGAGUGCGAGGUUGCAAUCGUCGGACAUGUCGGAGAUUUCCAGGCCGGUGGGAUCGUCACUGGACGUGCCAACAGCUUGCACAGGAGACGCAUCGAGAUCAGCAGCGGAAGGGGGAGGAGAAGGGAGGUCGGGGGCUCACAGCGAGGUGCCGGCAGUGAUAAUGCCGGUGCUUGCGACAGCUGGGGAAACGUGGGAAUCGUUCCGGAGAACAUUCGCUCAAGACCCGCCUCCGCCGCCUCCGCCCAUAGGAAACCCACACGAGUGAAGCACGAGAUCCUGGCUGCCACUGGCAUUCUUGGCGUUCCUACCCGUGAUGAAAACAGCAGUGCUGCUUCCACCAUGUACGGAGGGGUCCCCGCUCGUAAUUUUUUUUUUGGAAGAGCAACCUUCCGUCAUGAGCGCUGAGCCCCACUGCGUUGCUCCUGUGGUAUUGAAAUCCAUUUCUUGCCCGUUCUGUUGGUGGGCGGUCGUUGUUGCGGAAGGAUGUGACGGUGGGUCAGGGCUAGGGUUAGCAAAUGAGUAGCAAAAGCCUCUUUACUGGAUGCCGUCCAUCCCUUCACAGUUGCUCCCGUGCUUUCUUGACCCUACCUCAACAUUGUUGGACUAUAUGGUGGUCUUGGCUGCGAAGCCACUAUUGAUACACCAUUAUUCUAGAAUCUUGCCGUCUUGUCUGGGCAGAUACUUGACUGCUGGACUCUGGUGUGGUGUCGUGUGUGGUGAACGUGUUGUUUGGUCGUGUUGUUCCUUGUACUCGGGUAGUCUACAGCAAAACAGGAGGAAGACAAGUUUUGGUAUGCUCCUGGACCGCUGUCUGUGCGUCACAGUCAGCUGAUGCGCCUUAUGCUGUACUGCUGUCGGGGGGUACACGCGUUUGUUUGUGUGAUGUACCUGGAGACAUUGAUUGGCUGACAGCAGUGGUGGUUGUGUGGGUUUGUUUUGUCGUUUGUCGUUUGUCGUUUGCGUGUCACCAAUUGUCUAUCGCGACGUAUGUAAGUUUAAGCACACCCCCCUUGCCCUUCUGUGCAAUGCACAUCAGAGAAAGGUCUCGCUCCUAACCAGUCAUGCAAACAUUAACUCAGGUGUUUUCGUGGGUGCUUGCUCCGAUGUGAAUUUCGUUCUUUGUCUCUACUCCAUCCAGUUUUAUCUUUGUAGUUUCGAGUAGUGCGAGAGUAGGCGUGAUGGACCCCGAACAAGGCCUUUUUUUUUUUUGUUCUUGGAUCACGGUGGUUUUAAUGUAUUUUCAUAGGCAGCGAGCGGCAGUAGUAUCCCGCAUCGCAUCGAUCGUUAAGGAAUAAACAAGGCCGAAUUGAUAGUUCGCACGUAUGUCGAAUGUGAAGAUCUAACAAUAUUGGACCGUUUUUGGUGUUGGUCGUGUGUCUAUUUUUCACGUCGCCGAAACCAGUCAGCUUGUAAAAAAUUAAGAUUGAAAGCAAGGGCCACAAAACGAUUUAAAGAUUCAUUAGGUGAUUGUAUAAUUUUUCCGGGUUGGCGCUCAGCUUGAUACCGUUGUGCUGGUGGCGCGGAGCCCAUCCGCCCUACAAUAACAUUGUUUUUGCCUGGAGAGGCGACAUGUGUUUUAGGAGCACCCUAACCAGAGGAUAAUCUACUACUGGUGUAAGUUCUCGCGGUUAAGGUGCCGAUGCACGCCAAUGUGGUCUGAUGAACAAUGACUGAUGUACUGGCUACAUGUAGGGCAGGAUGCAUGCGUCCAAUGUACAUGGUUUGUUCUACAGUAGGUCUAUGGAUAGAUGGA
This is a messenger RNA of Ectocarpus sp. CCAP 1310/34, 3117 nucleotides long. The record is from the annotation of a GenBank genome assembly. NCBI's taxonomy places the organism in Eukaryota, Phaeophyceae, Ectocarpales, Ectocarpaceae.